GUACCGAGCAGGGUUCAGUGGUCGGCGGUGAGAGCGGAAGAGCAGACACACGGAACCUUCUACCUUGUCCACCAUCACAGGUCUUGUACAUUAACACUACUCCAUCAAAAUGCUGCGCGUCGUUCUUGUCGUCUGCCUGGCCGUCUGUGUUCUCAGCCAGCCAUCGCCCCAGGGGGAGAAGAAGGUUGUCCACGACUGUACCAAGUGUAACCCCAACAAGUGUUUGGACGUGUCAUCAUACUGCCGGCCAGGCGACACACUCGUCAAGAAUGAGUGCGGCUGCCUCGUCUGCCCUGAGCUCCAUGGAGACUUGACGCAUCCCCACCACGACCAUUGCAUCAACUCCGGCGACAACCACGAUGUCUUUGGUCACAACCACACAGAACACGACUCGUUCUGCUGUGGUCUUGGACACGAAGGGUAAACCACCACUUAGGAAGACACCUUGGAGGUCCCUAAAGUAAUGAUCUUCCAGGAAAGAACCUUAUUUGGGAACCUCUAGGGAAGAGUUCGAGGACAGGCCCUAGCAGGUAACGAAGAGUAGACCAACCCUUGGAGAGCUCCCAGAAUUAUAUCCUUAUAGAAAAGCUACCCAGGCGAGACUAGCUUAGGUCACUAAGGACAGACCCUAUGUGACGAAGGAUAAACCCGCAGGUCCCGAAGGAUAUACGCCUUGUAGAACCUCCAAAGUAAUAACCAAUCAGGAGAGACCUUCCUAUGGGGACCCCAUGGAGAAGGCUCACAAGAGGGACCCACAGAAAAAGCUAAACAGAAACUUUUCCCCUAGUGAGGAGUCCUUACCUAUUUUCCAGAUUUGUCUUGGGUAUUUACACAGAUAUAGUUUGACGACUACUUGUUAUUUCCAAAUAAAUAAAGAUUUAUAACUUACAUAAGAAACUAGAUUUAGCAGUUGUCAUUAGGAUGAACUUGUGUACGUUAUGUUCUGAAAUAAAUGUUUAACAAAAAAGUUA
Molecule: messenger RNA, 971 nt
Organism: Procambarus clarkii (red swamp crayfish)
Lineage: Eukaryota; Metazoa; Arthropoda; Malacostraca; Decapoda; Cambaridae
Source: RefSeq, a predicted model, not a curated record